AAAUCCAAUAAAAUCAAAUCAAAACAAAGCAAAACUUUAUUUAUAAAACAGUUCUUCUCAUACUUUUGUAGCUCAAAGCACCUAAAAAAACAAAGACAUAGAUGUUAAAAUAAAAACCCAACUCACCCUUUUCUCUUCAUUUCCACAUACAACCCAAGACCCCAAACACAAUGAAUACUUAUAAAUAUUAACUUCCAAAAGAAACUUAAGGCUCUGCUGUGAGGAAAACGUAUUUGGGAAUCCAUUCAUACCAGGAGCCAGAUCUGCUAGAGAACGUCGCCACAGUGCACCCAGACUGAGACAGCAAUGGGGUCCAUCUGACAACCUCAAGGAAAGAGCAAGACACACCUGCGCUUCCUGUAAGAUCCCGCCGCUCCUCUCUACGACCAUCCAUGGACCCGGACAACCCCAAAACCAGCAGGUCCUACACAGGAUGUUUCAGCAGAACCCGAUAUGGAGCAGAAGCUGCGCUCCGCCUCCAGCGUGGAUGAACUGAUGACUCUUAUCUAUCCUUCAUACUGGGCUUCUCUGAAGUGCAGAUCAAAACUUUCUGCUGCUGCUGUCGCAUCAAAACAUUCCCAGAGGCCGCAGCCUCACCGGCUGAGGCCGCCGGCGGAUACAGAAGAGCCUACAUACGCUGCCGCCUUCCUCAACUUGGAUGUCCUAAAAAGUAUAGAGUCGGAAUGGAGGAAGACUCAAUGCAUGCCCAGAGAAGUGUGUGUUGACGUGGGCAGGGAGUUUGGGGCUCCCACAAACGUCUUCUAUAAGCCACCCUGUGUGUCCGUCUACAGAUGUGGAGGGUGCUGCCACUCAGAAGAUAAACAAUGCAGGAAUAUCUCCACUGGUUACCUCAGCAAAACUCUUUUUGAGAUCACAGUUCCAAUCACCCAAGGCACCAAACCGGUGACUAUCAGUGUGGCCAACCACACCCAGUGCAGCUGCCUGUCCAAACUGGACAUCUACAAACAAGUUCACAGCAUCAUCAGAAGAGCCCUGCCUGAGUGUCCGCUUGCUAACAGGACGUGUCCUCCCGGUCAGUCCUGGAGCUUCAGGCAGUGUCGGUGCAUCAGCUCGCCGCACCACUCGGCCCCCCCACCACUGCCUCCUUCACGGCCCUCGCAGCCAAACCCUGACAUAUUCUCAUCAGACGUGUGCGGACCAGAGAAGGAGCUGGAUUUGGAAAGCUGUCAGUGUGUGUGUCGGAGUGGAAAUCCGGACUGCGGCCCAAACAAACACUUUGACAAAAACACCUGUCAGUGCGUUUGCAACGUGUUGUCUGCAGCGUCGUGCCCUGUGAACCACAUCUUUAACAAGGAUACCUGCCAAUGCACCUGCAGCAAGACGUGUCCGAGGCACCAGCCUCUCAACAGGUCAAAGUGCUCCUGUGAAUGUAAUGAGUCUCCAAAUAAAUGCUUCCUGAGGGGAAGGAGGUUUCACCAAGCCUCAUGCAGUUGCCUCCGGCCUCCGUGCGACGUCAGAAGGCGAAAAUGUGAACGAGAUUUCUCUUUCAGCGAGGAGGUGUGUCGCUGCGUUCCGUCCCACUGGAGGCGGCCGAACUAACCUCCGGCUCGCGUCACGCCAACCAAACGCUAAAGACCAGACUCGAGCAGUAGAAUUAUCACCCAUCACCUGCUGGUCAAGAGGAUUCCCAUCAGCUGUGAUGGCAGCUAAGUGAAGGACCCUGACGGACAUGGGGGGGUAACCUUAGCAGUUUGUAAGGCAAAUAUGGGAAUUUGGGUGAAAAAUGCACUGAUUUUGCCACAAGGACGUUUUUACUAAGAGCCUGAAGCCCCAUAUCUAAGGAAGGACUGAAAUAAAGAGUCGACGCUCAAAUUUGUUUAAAACUAUUGUGGAAAAAUUUGUUAUGAAAUAUUUCUUGGUGGGUGGGGGAGGAGGGAUGUUAAUUAUGUCUCAGUAUUCUUAUGUCAGAUAUUGACUAUAUAAUUUAUUAAAUGCUAUUUUUCAA
This is a messenger RNA of Oryzias melastigma (Indian medaka), 1966 nucleotides long. RefSeq names its product vascular endothelial growth factor c (gene vegfc). The transcript has 7 exons. Gene Ontology annotation, molecular function: vascular endothelial growth factor receptor 3 binding; growth factor activity; chemoattractant activity. The coding region runs from base 454 to 1560 and encodes 368 amino acids. Gene Ontology annotation, biological process: vascular endothelial growth factor signaling pathway; vascular endothelial growth factor receptor signaling pathway; positive regulation of mast cell chemotaxis. Gene Ontology annotation, cellular component: membrane. The record is from RefSeq and is a predicted model, not a curated record. Lineage: Eukaryota; Metazoa; Chordata; Actinopteri; Beloniformes; Adrianichthyidae.